Pieris rapae (cabbage white) is the source of this 1705-nucleotide messenger RNA. Its product is annotated as AH receptor-interacting protein. The record is from RefSeq and is a predicted model, not a curated record. NCBI's taxonomy places the organism in Eukaryota, Metazoa, Arthropoda, Insecta, Lepidoptera, Pieridae. Bases 141 to 1106 code for a protein of 321 amino acids. The transcript is spliced from 6 exons. Gene Ontology annotation, molecular function: peptidyl-prolyl cis-trans isomerase activity; protein binding.
GUUUUCUGUGGCAAUAAUUGAAGUUUGAACUUACAAUUUACAAAUCUUAUUGAAAAAAAUAAGUAAAAAACAAAUAUUCAAAAAUUGUGUACGAAAAGUGAAAACCAAGCUGUUUCAACUCGUAUUUUUACAACGACUCAAUGGCGCCUAUUGUAAAAAAUAUCUUACACGCGGGUCAAAAGUAUAUUCCUAUUACAGAUGGUAGCAAGGCUCAUUUUCAUUUCCAAACUUGGAAGCUGGGAAAAGAAAGAACCCUUGUUGACGAUAGUAAAAAGAUUGGUAAAAAGGAGCCAAUGGUAUUAGUAAUUGGUCACAAAUUUAAAUUAGAGGUUUGGGAAACUAUAGUCAAAAUGAUGGCAGUAGGAGAAGUCUCUAGUUUUAUUGUGCAAAAGGAGCUAGUUUAUAGUUAUCCUUUUGUGUCUAAAACCUUAAGAGAACUAGGACAAGAGCAAAAAGUUAAACAUUCAUGCACAAUGACUUUGCAUACAGAAGGCAUUGGAUAUCCUGAUCUUGAUGACUUAAUAAGUAAUCCCUGUGAUUUGGAGUUUAUUAUAGAACUGUUGCAAGUUGAGAAGUCAGAUGAAUAUGAGAAGGAACUCUGGCAGCUCAAUAUAGAACAAAGACUGAAGUUAGUACCUGAACUAAAAGAGAAAGGCAAUAAGUUAUAUGCUGAAAAACAGUACAGCAAAGCUGAGGACUGUUACGGACAAGCACUGGCUAUUCUGGAGCAAUUAAUGAUUAGAGAGAGGAAGAAAGAUGAAGAAUGGAUAACUCUUAACAACCUAAAACUACCCAUUCUUCUAAACUAUGCACAAUGCAAGCUUCUCAAAGAUGAUUAUUAUGCGGUUUUAGAGCAUUGUAAUACAGUUCUUGAGCAUGAUAAAGAUAAUGUCAAAGCACUAUACCGACGCGGUCGUGCACACGUUGGUGCUUGGAAUCCCGAGGAAGCAGAAAAAGACUUUUUGCGAGUGAAAGAACUUUGCCCUACUCUAGCUGCGGGCAUUAAUAAGGAGCUGGAUAAUAUUCGAUCUCUAAAAAAAGAGAAAGCUGAAAAAGACCGAGAUGCGUUGAGAAAAAUAUUUGAUAAAGAACGUGAUGAAACAUAAUACUAGUUAUUGUUGCAAACAUGUGUUGUUGUGUGUUAAAACUAGAUGGCGUUACCCUUAUAUUAAUUAAAAGUGCAAUAGCAGCAGUGUAUUUAAAAAUGAUAGAUUUUUAGAAGUUCUGAAUUUUUUUAUUAAGAAAAUACAGUUACACAUUUCAUUUAAGUUAUCUAUAACGUUAAAUAUUCUAACUUAUUAUAAGCUAUUCAUACUCACUUUAAUGAAAGCAUAUUUUUAUAUGUAUAUAGACAAAAAAAUCUGUUUGAGGUUAGUGCAUACCGAUAUUCCUAAAGUUCCUGAGAUUACGGUGUUAAACCAAAUAAAUUUUGUAGCUUAAAAAUCUAAAUGUCUCUUCGUUUUUAGAGUAUUGCUUUGUUUGUAAUGAUAGAACGACAAGGAAAUACUUUUAUACCGUUUCUAUGUAGAAAAUAAUAUAUCUAUUACAUAAAAAUAUUGAAUUGAUGUUCUUCCUGUUUAACUAUUGUUAUCAAUUAAAGCAUUUUUUUAGAAACAAAAUUUGUGAUUCAUGUGUAUUUACAUUUUUUUACAUACUGUAGAUUGUACUAACAACUGACUGAUAAUUAUGUUAGAUACUUAUUUAG